This is a messenger RNA of Sphenostylis stenocarpa, 1017 nucleotides long. The record is from the annotation of a GenBank genome assembly. NCBI's taxonomy places the organism in Eukaryota, Viridiplantae, Streptophyta, Magnoliopsida, Fabales, Fabaceae.
AUGGAGAGCGAGAGAAGAAGGGGCAAGGUAUGCGUCACCGGCGGUGCUAGUAACAUAGGCUCUUCUCUCGUCAGUAAGCUUCUCCAGAAGGGCUACACCGUUCACUCCACCCUCAGGAACUUCAGGAAUGAGUCGAAGAUAGGGCUUCUGAGAGGCUUGCCUCACGCAGAUGAAAGGCUGGUGUUGUUUGAAGCAGACAUAUAUAGGCCUCAGGAGUACGAGGCUGCAAUCCAAGGCUGUGAAAUUGUCUUUCACGUCGCUACUCCCUACGAACAUCAAUUGGAUUCCCAGUUUGCGAACACCACUGAGGCUGCAGUAGAAGGAGUGAGAAGCAUAGCUACAUGUUGUAUGAAAUCGGGAACGGUUAGACGGCUGAUUUACACAGCUUCCGUGGUUGCGGCUUCUCCGCUUAAAGAAAACGACGGAGCUGCAUGUUUCAAGGAUUUCAUCGAUGAAACCUGCUGGACGCCUCUCGAUCUUUCGUUAGAUCUUCAUAAGGGGUACGUUGAUUCGAAGACAAGUGCUGAGAGAGAGUUAUUGAGCUAUGGAAGCGGUGAAAAUGGAGGAAGAUUAGAGGUGGUGAGUUUGGCGUGUGGCCUAGUAGGAGGGGACACUCUUCUCAGUUACACACCACUGAGUGUCUCAAUGCUUUUCUCUCAGCUACGAGACAAUGAAACCACGUACCAGUCUUUGAAGUUCUUGGAGGAUUUGAUUGGAAAUAUCCCAAUAGUCCACAUUCAUGAUGUCUGUGAGGCCCACAUCUUCUGCGCGGAGAAUCCUUCCAUUAAUGGCAGAUUCUUGGUUGCAAGCUCCUAUUCAUCAACUGCAGAUAUAGCAAAUUACUAUCUUCAGACCUAUCCCCAAUUUAUUUUGAAGAAAAUAUAUUUGGAAGGACCGAAAAGGGAUAUAAAAUGGGCGUCAUCGAAGCUCACAGACAAAGGGUUUGUUUAUAAGCACGACCUGAAGACGAUAUUAGAUGACUGCAUCAAAUGCGCAAAAAGGAUGGGUGACCUCUAG